CUGGCUGUCAUUUGGUUAGUGUCAAGUCAAUGUCAACUGCUUCAUAUAAGGAAGUCACUUGCGAAAUUAAAAUUAUGUGAUUUAAUACAAAUAUACAAGCAAAAUUUUAGUAUAAUCACAUAAAAUCAUAAAAAUGGAACUCCCAUACGAGGUAUUGGUUUACCUAUUCAAGUAUUUGCCGAAAUCUGACAGGAAAUCUGCAAGUGAAACAUGCCACUCAUGGUACCUAGCUGCUAAUGACCACAGCUUCUUGAAAAAUAAAGUAGUCAUAUUCUUCAAAUCACAGUUGAACGAUGAAGUGACGUCUCCAAUCAAAAUUUUCGAAAAUUCGGCUAUAAUGUAUUACAAUUAUGUGUUUAAUGAAGUUGAAAUAUCAAACAAGUUGAAUUUCUUCUGGGACAUUGUGGGUGAGCACAUGAAAAGCUUAACAUUAAUCAACUCAGACAUAUGCGAGAAAGUCUUUGUAUAUAUGUUACACAAGUGUAUUAAUUUAGAGUCCUUAACUAUUCAAUCAUGCAAGGAACUGUUCAUGUCUGGCCGUUUAUUGGAAGGAAAGACUGAUGGCUUGUUAUCCAAUAGCCUUGAAAAUUUGAAAAUGCUUAGUUUGGCAGGAAAUCAAUACCUUACUGAUGCACUUUUUAACAGAUUUGUAGGAGCUGCUCCUUCUUUGGUAGAACUAAAUUUGUCAGGAUGUUCUUUACAAUUCCAUUUAGGUUUAGUAAAAAAGUUUUAUCCUUCAAAUUCAGACAUUUUUCGAAAUCCAUCUGAAAGUGUGUUAACAUUUUAUUUUGUACUACAUCUUAUUGCAUCCAGGGCUCGAAGCAUAAAACACUUACUAUUUUCAAACACUCUCAUAGAUGGGUCAGCUCUAAAGUCAUUGUCAGAAAUUGAGAACUUAAAGUUGGAAACCCUCAAAGUGCAUUCUUGUGACCAACUCACAAAUACUGGAUUUAUAUCAAUGACAUCACAUCAGGUUACCUUAAAGGUCUUAGACAUUGGUUUAUGCACUCGAGUAACAGAUCAAACUUUAGUUUACAUAUGUAAAGAUCUAGUCAACUUGGAACAUCUCAAUAUUCAACGUUGUAGAGCUGUUACUGACCUAGGUGUAGCAGAACUACAUAAACUUAAGAAAUUGAAAUCAUUAAACAUUUCUGAAUGUGAAUUGAUUACCAAAGAUGGGCUCGAAAAAGGUGUCUGCUCGGAAGUAAAUGAAGUCUUGGAAGAGUUGGACAUUCAUUCUCUUAACUUGGACCAGACUGCACUAGUUAUGAUAUCAGAAAAACUUCCGAAACUACGUUCUCUUGAUGUUAGUUUCUGUUUUAAUGCAGUAACCGAUACGUCUAUACAAGUGGUGUUCAAAAACCAAGUGUUUUUACACACAUUAAAAAUGAGUCAUUGCGACAAAGUAUCCGAUGCGGGUUUAACCGGUAUGGGGAAAGUAGAAACUGAAGGUGAUGACGAAGGUCCUAUUAUGUCGACAUAUGAUGACGCAGAACCUCAUCCUAGAAUAUACUUGGGUUCGAGAGCAGAAGAAGAAAUAGUGCGUGAUGCGAGAAGAAAACGCGAUGUAAUGCGUAUGUGUGAGAAGUUGACAAUGGAUAACUUCACAGGCUACUCACUGGCGCGUAUGAAAGGCCUCAGAGAAUUGGAUGUCAGCAGCUGUAACAAGAUUACCGAUGUCAGCUUGACAUACGCGUUUAACUUCAAAGAGCUUGUUAACUUAAACCUAAGCCGAUGUCAGCAAAUAACGCAUGAAGGAAUAGAACAUCUUGUGAAAAACUGCCCCUCAAUUGAAUUGUUAAACUUAAUUGACUGUUACAAUUUGAAAGAUGAGGCUAUCAAAGAAAUAGUAAAAUACCUCAAGAGACUACAGCAGCUGGAAUUACGGGGCUGCAACCAGUUAACAGAUCAGACUUUGGAAGCUGUAAGAUCUCACUGUGAGAAACUGAAGUUUUUGGAUGUGCAAGGUUGUCGCAACAUGUCUCCUGAACUCGCAUGCUCGAUUGGCAGUCUACCGUCUCUGCAUACUGUGCUAAUGUCUAAACCUAAAACGGACCCAACGCCUAUUUCUGCUCGACCCAUGUUCAAAAACAACGCAUUUUUUGGACUUUUGCGAUUACACUAACACAAUUAAUCUGUAAACUGAAAGGUUGCUUUUGUGAGAGUUGAAUUAAUAUUAGACAGAAUUUAUGUAAUCAUGCAGUAAAUUGUGUAAAUACGUCCUUUAUCUUCUAAAAUAGAAGAUAAGUAAUGAUUAACCGUGGCUGUGCGCUUGUUUGUAUAUUAAUCACCUCACCUCAUGCAGUCUGCAGAUAUAAUUAACAUACUAUGUUUUGAUGAUAAUAACUACUGUUGUACUGUGAUGAUAAGUACCUAAUGUAACUGAACAACCAAUAUUGAAUCUUCUCUGUAAUGAAUGAUCUGUCAAGUUAACAGGGACUGUUCGUAGUAUUCCAAGCACAGUAUAGUCGACGUAUCACGUAACAACUUAGUUGUAAACACUUAAUAACACGAUGAACUAAACUGACAGACAUCCAGUAUUACAUCUUAUUUUAUAUAUUUAUAUUUAAAAAAGUCGAUCAGACGAUGCCAGAACGACUUACUUCAACUUACUUAAUCUCAGUAAGGGGAUAAGCAGCGCCCGCUCUAGUGGUUACGUCGCUGCCGAAAAAAAAACAAAUUGGUAAAGAAAUUAAGCGAAAUACAAUAAAUAUACUUUAACAAGAAAAUGACCCCAAGAGCGCGUGCAGAUAUGUCGUAAACAUUACACUUCUACUUUCAAAAUCAUUCCAUUUAUUAUUCUGAAAUGUGAUAAUAAUGUAGGUACCUAAAUUAUUUUACUAAAACGUAUGUACCUAAUAUUUGUAUUUAAUUAUUGUUUAACCUUAUUUACAGAAAAUCACUUGAUUAUUGAAUACCUAUAUUGUAAAUGUUGUCCACAGCUUUUUAACUACCUACCUACGCGCCCAAGUAUCAGGUACAGAAGGAUUUCAUAAAAACUAUUAAUAAAAAAGAACUAAAUAAAUUAUUAAUAUUAUUUGCAUUGUAUAAUUAUUUUUGACACUCAGUCGACUAAUGGUAAUCAUUGUACGAACUUAGUAUAAGUUCGAUUUUUAUUUGUAUUAUUUAUUUAGCUUUCCUCGCAGGAUUCUGAAGUGCAUGUAGCUGUGAUAUAGUAACAUUUGUAAUUACCUAUAAAUUGUUUUAAACAGUACAAAUAUAAUAUGUAUGCCUAGCAAUAAAUUAUUUUGAAAGAUG
Molecule: messenger RNA, 3258 nt
Organism: Pectinophora gossypiella (pink bollworm)
Lineage: Eukaryota; Metazoa; Arthropoda; Insecta; Lepidoptera; Gelechiidae
Product: F-box/LRR-repeat protein fbxl-1-like
Exons: 3
Coding region: 134-2125 (663 amino acids)
Biological process (GO): SCF-dependent proteasomal ubiquitin-dependent protein catabolic process
Cellular component (GO): SCF ubiquitin ligase complex
Molecular function (GO): protein binding
Source: RefSeq, a predicted model, not a curated record